Molecule: messenger RNA, 3405 nt
Organism: Caenorhabditis elegans
Lineage: Eukaryota; Metazoa; Nematoda; Chromadorea; Rhabditida; Rhabditidae
Gene: Y54G2A.11
Product: TPR_REGION domain-containing protein
Exons: 5
Coding region: 2922-3146 (74 amino acids)
Source: RefSeq, marked reviewed
AGAUAAAUCAACUACUUGGGUAAUUAAAUUCUCCCCAUAAAUCCCAACUGAUCGAUAAUGUCCCGACGAGAGCGUCGUGACAGUGAGACGUCCACCGACUCGUGGUCUCUUGUGGAGGAAGACCGCCUGGACGAUGACUUCUCCCUAAACUCCACCGACAACGAGGCGGCGGAGCCUGAGCCAAUUGUUGAGGAGCCGCCAAGCUCUGACGAUGAUGAUACAGCUUCAGAAAAGUCUUUCUCAGACUCUGAUUCCGACUCCGACUCCGACUCCCUAUCCGAAUCGGAAUCCGAAAUCUCUGAGCCCGAGGAGGAAGAAGCCGAGGAGGGGGCUGCAGCUGAAAUUCUGGAAAAUUCUGAUAAUGAGGGUGAAGAUGAAGUGGAGGAAGAAGGAGCAAUCGAAAAUGACUCUGAAUCUGAAAAUUCUGAAGACUCUGAGGAUUCCGACCUCGAUGACGUGGCAUCGGAGUCUGAAGAUGAUGAGGAUCUCAUUUCCAGUGAGGAAAUUGAGGCGGCUAUCAAAUGCAAGGAGGACGAAGAGUGGAUGGAUGAGGAGCCACAGGACAACUCCCCAAUCCUGGGCUUUCCCCGAAUCCUAAUCUUCUCCACAAUGUUCCUUGUCAUGUUCCCAGUCGCGGAUCUUUUCACAUCUUGGAUGUUGGCACAAUCUCAUCCACGUCCAGUUCCAAGUGAUUACCUCUUCGAAGUUCCAGCUUUCCCGGAAGAUUUUGGCCUGCAGCGCCAGAACUCCGAGAAGAGGAGCGACGUGUGGAAGGAGUUUGUGAAGCCGGCAAUGAGAAAAGCCCCGUUGUCCGACAAGAAGAAGCAUUUGCACAUGCUGCGGGAUAUUUUACGCCGCCCAAAGGCCUCUAAACCGAUAAGAUCCUUUGAAAUUCUUGAUAUCUUUACCAACAACACUCACACUUGGAAAAUGCAAUCCGAAGUGGAAGUCCAAAUCCAGACGCCAAAAAUUUUGAAAUUUUCUGAAAAAAGCGUAGAUCUAGUGCUCAAUUGGGAUAACGAAACCACAAUUUUACCUGCAUUUUUCCCAAUCGAUAAUGAGCCAAAGUGUAGAGCUCUGGCUCCAAUCCCACCGGCUCCAUUCUCGCCACGCAGACGUCUGCAACGUCACGUGCCACGUCAUCAGCCAUGCCUUGUACACGUCAACGAGUCCAAGUGGACUUGUCAGAAGAACCUGCCAGCGGUUAUUUACAAGCCAACACUGGUGUCCUAUAGAAAACCACAAAGAGCACAAAUUUGUGGAAAGGUAUGUCGGGGAAAACCCCCCAAAAUUCGACAAAAAUUAAAAUUGUUUUAAAUUUUUCAAAGUUUAAUUAGAAAAUUCGAAUUCAACCAGUUGGAAGCUUUGAUUUAAGUACAAUCAUGACCUACUUUGCUCAAGUUUGAAAAUUUAGGGUACCUACAGUAACCUCGUGGCGAGACCCGAUUUUUUUUUCAAAAUUAACCAAACCUAGCAAUGAUUAUACUUAAAUUGAAGCUAACGGUAAAUUAUAGUCACAUUCAAUAAGUAAAACUGAAAAAAAAGAUUUUUGUCUAAAAUUUUAGAAGGAAUUUCAAAUUUUAUUUUUAGAUUUUCAAAAUUUUUUUUAAUCUUUCAAGACUUUAUUCUGAAUUUCUCCAUAAUUUCAGUUGAAGAUUUAAAUUUAGCUCACUGAGAGCUUCAAUUUAAGUACAAUCAUGACCCACUUUGCUCAAGUUUGAAAAUUUAGGGUACCUACAGUAACCUCGUGGCGAGACCCGAUUUUUUUUCAAAAUUAACCAAACCUAGCCAUGAUUAUACUUAAAUUGAAGCUAACGGUAAAUUAUAGUCACAUUCAAUAAGUAAAACUGAAAAAAAAGAUUUUUGUCUAAAAUUUUAGAAGGAAUUUCAAAUUUUAUUUUUAGAUUUUCAAAAUUUUUUUUAAUCUUUCAAGACUUUAUUCUGAAUUUCUCCAUAAUUUCAGUUGAAGAUUUAAAUUUAGCUCACUGAGAGCUUCAAUUUAAGUACAAUCAUGACCCACUUUGCUCAAGUUUGAAAAUUUAGGGUACCUACAGUAACCUCGUGGCGAGACCCGAUUUUUUUUCAAAAUUAACCAAACCUAGCCAUGAUUAUACUUAAAUUGAAGCUAACGGUAAAUUAUAGUCACAUUCAAUAAGUAAAACUGAAAAAAAAGAUUUUUGUCUAAAAUUUUAGAAGGAAUUUCAAAUUUUAUUUUUAGAUUUUCAAAUUUUUUUAAAAAUUUUUUAAGAGUUUAUUUUGAAUUUCUUCAUGAUUUUAAUUUAAUAUUUGAAUUUAGCUUACUGAGAGCUUUGAUUUAAGUACAAUCAUGACCCACUUUGCUUGAGAUUGAACAUUUAGGGUACCUACAGUAACCUCGUGGCGAGACCCGAUUUUUUUCAAAAUUAACCAAACCUAGUCAUGACAAUACUUAAAUUGAAGCUCUCGGUAAGUUAUAAUCAAAUUCAAUAAGUAAAACUGAAAAAAUAUAAUUUUUGUCUAAAAUUUUAGAAGGAAUUUCAAAUUUUAUUUUUAGAUUUACAAAAUUUAAAAAAUUUUUCAAGACUUUAUUCUGAAUUUCUCCAUAAUUUCAGUUGAAUAUUUAAAUUCAGCUCACUGAGUGCUUCAAUUUAAGUAUAAUCAUGACCUACUUUGCUCAAUUUUCGUGGCGAGACCCCACUUUUUUUAAAAAUUAUCCAAAUCCAGCCAUGAUUAUACCCAAAUUGAAGCUCAGCUCUUGAUGAGUUAAAUACUAAUUCAAAAACGAUACUCUAAGAAAAUUUUGGGUCUCGCCGCGAAAAUCUCAAAAUUAUCAAAUUUAGGUCAAUUUUUAAAAUUUUUUUUGCAAUUCGCAUGAAAACUUAACUUUAAAGCCCAUUUAUAAAUUUUUGCAAGAAAUUAUUUUUCAGAAAGCCAGUCAAUCUAUGAGAACCGUCUCAAAACCAACUGAUCAAUGCGAUUCUCGUCACUUCUCCAAGUUCACACCCCGCAGAAAACAUAUUGCCUAUAAAACUCCACUUCCAUGCAAAGUGCAAAGUUAUCAACCAUCGUCACCAAAACCAACUCGCAAGCCAUCGACAAGCACAAAAUUCGACGAUUGGCACCACAAGCGUGGGCUCCACAGAGCCCAUCUCCGCUCGAGAGCCUAAAAUUUUUUCGGAAUUUGUCCCCAACAUUUAAAAAAAAAUCGAUAAUUGUAUAAAUUUUCACCUCAAUUAGCGCAAAACGUCUAGCUUUUUUCCAAUUGUUGUACAAAAAAAAAUUGUAAAAAAACAUGUAUUUUUUUGUGAAAAAAUUUUUGUAAAUAUUAUACUCCCCCAGGAAUUCCCAAUUAUGCUUUCAACUUUUUUUUUCUUUUUUUUUAAAUUUUUUAAAAUUUUCUCUGCAAAAUAAAUAAUUUUCCCGACA